Molecule: messenger RNA, 2026 nt
Organism: Physcomitrium patens
Lineage: Eukaryota; Viridiplantae; Streptophyta; Bryopsida; Funariales; Funariaceae
Biological process (GO): positive regulation of ATP-dependent activity; protein folding
Cellular component (GO): cytosol
Molecular function (GO): ATPase activator activity; protein-folding chaperone binding
Source: RefSeq, a predicted model, not a curated record
UGGGCUCUCUUACUUCACUCGCGCCUCGUUGUGCUUUCAUUUCGUUCCGGAACCCGUUCUUUGUUGGUGUUGUUCGAGCAGUGUUUGUUGGAGUAGUUGUGGAUGUCACGGUUGUCCAGGCAUUGAUCUUGUGACUUUUUUGUGAUUGUUGUGUUCUGUUGAAAUAUUUUUCAUGAGAUCGGCUUGAGGUUGAUGUUAAAUUGGCCUUCGUUUCGGAGUUGAAGUGGCUUUGCUGCGAUUUAGUACAAUUUUAGGUGAAUAAUGUGAGGCUUCUCGGGGCUGGUGAGGCUAAGGGCUUUACUUUCGUGUAUAUAGAAGUGGUUUGAACAGUGACGGGAGUGUCUCUUUGAGUCGUUUCAUUUGUAUGAGUGUGACGGAUUAUGGGUUUGACCUAAUCCUGUGAUUUCCGGUUUUGUAACGCUUUGUCUUUGGUUUGUAGACUCAAAGCUUGACUGUGGAAGAUGAAGUAAUCAGUGGAUAAGGUUUUUAUGUAUUAGGGGAGUUUUUAGCUCUUCCUUCAUGUUAACAUUAAACUAAGUAUUAUUUGAAAAUCCUUACUUUCAUUAUGAUGGCGUUUCGUAGUCGUCGUAGUAAAGUGUGCAGAUUUGAGUUUGUACCAAGUUGGGAAUUAUGGAUUCCUUGAGUGCGAAUCAUGGGUCUACAGCUGCUUACAGCAAUUGGUGCCGUUUACUUCAAAGUAGCUUAAUUGUUGUCAAGUUCUCUCACAUUCGUCUGCGCAAAUUUUAGUUCCAGCAUGGCCAAGUUUGGAGAAGGGGACAAAAGAUGGAUUGUUGAAGAUCGACCAGAUGGUACAAAUGUGCACAAUUGGCACUGGAAUGAAAAAGAUUGUUUACCCUGGUCUAAGAAAAGACUUGGUGAGCUGCUAGAGAAUAUUACCAUUCUUGAAGGAGAGGGCGGUUUAUGGGUUCAAACUACAGACGUUGAAAGUGUCACCGGGGAUGCCUACGUAAACAUCAGAAAAGGAAAGAUCAUUCCUGGUUAUGAAAUUGCUAUACGAGCUGCUUGGAAGGGGGAAGCCAAAGAUGGUAACGGAAACUCUUUGGCGAAAGUCUCGGGCAUCUUCGAGUUUCCGUAUGUUGCAGAUGAGAAUGCAGACGAAGAUCCUGAGAUAAAAGUGCAAGUGAAGGACGAAUCGCCUGUAGGACAGCGACUCCGUGAAGCCUUUCUCGCCAAAGGGAAGCCUGUUGUUCUGAAGAAGCUAGCUCAGUUUGUGAAGGAGUUCGCUGCCGGAGGACCUGCGAAGGACGAGUUGGAAGCUAAAGCGCCAGCUAAAGCAUCUGAGAAGAGUGAGAAGCCCAAGUCAACAGCGGUUCCUGCAACCAAAGAGGUGCCCACAACUGCUGUCCGUGCUCCGCAGCCCAAGGUUAAGGAGGGCUUCAAAACCAUUAGGUUGACAGAGAAAUUCCAGUGCCGACCACACAACCUUUACGAAAUUUUGAUGAACGAUAGAAGCUGGAAGGCAUUCACGUCAAGUAAUGCACAAAUCAGCAAGGAAGUGGGAGGAAUGUUUACCAUUUUUGAUGGAGCCGUGACAGGAGUCAACGUGAAAUUGGAAGAGAAUAAGCUUAUUGUUCAGAAGUGGAGAUUUAACAGUUGGGCUGAUGGUCACUAUUCGAACGUGAUCCUGUCUUUUGAGGAGCCGGAAGUUGGCUUGACUGUGGUGAAACUGACUCAGACGAACGUUCCAGACGAGGACAGAUACGGCAAUGCAACAGUUGUGGAAAAUACGGAGAGGGGCUGGAAAGAUCUGAUCUUCCACAAAAUUCGAGCCGUAUUUGGUUAUGGGCUAUGAUUCGUUUGUGGUCUUCUUAAAGCUUUGCAGAAACCCUUCAUCAGCUAUUUCAUUGCAGUUGGUUAAUGGAGCAAUUUAUUAUCGUCAUUGAAGCACAGCUUAGCUGUAUAUCUGUUUUGCUUCAGAGGAAUUAAAAAUUUUGUAACAUUUCACAGCGACUUCUCUCAGUAUACAGAGGCUCUGAUGCCUCUCAGGUUCUUCAAUUCUCUUUCA